CUCAACUCUAAACAUGGCGGCGCUGGCUUGGGCACCGUUCUCUCUGCUGGGACUAGAAGGUGUUCCAAGAAUGGAAAUAUUGAGGACGGUACGUUUAGUAUAGCUCACUGUCCUCCCUCCCUUGCACUCUGUGCUGGGAAAAUGCAUCCAUUUGGAAGAGAGGAAGCUGCCUCGGUAGAACACCUCUUUGGGUUUUUUUGUGAGUGUUUGAAACAUGGAGAAUGGGAACUGGCACAAGCCUGUGUGCCUCAGCUACACAGAGGACAAGGGGAUAUCCCCAAGAAGGUGGAAAACAUUCUGCAGGCUCUGGUGGCUUGUCCAGACCUGAUGAGGUGUAAGCAGCACAACAGUCCCCAAAGAUUGGCCUGGAUCUGGCUUCUGAUACUAGAAAAAUGGCUAGAAUGGGACGGGAAAUUCCCUCCAUCUACUCUACGGAGAAGGAUAGAGUUUCUUUUGCUGUCAGAAGAUCUACAAAAUAACAUUCCAGAAGACAUUCUUAAGGAGCUGUAUGAGGCCAUACCACAAGAUGAUAUAGGGCCUUUGACUGACAGUAUUAGGAAGAAAGAGAACUGGACACCCCAGCUCAGCACAAAAACUGUUUCCACUCUCUGGGACCUCCUGUGGCAGGCAUCCCCACAGGCACAGGCCCUGCUGGAUCUCUUACUUGGAGAGGAUAAAGGAGCCUAUGGCUGGCCUUUGCAGAAACUUUUGAUCGACUUUAUUCAGAAAGCACUGAAGUCUCUAAAAGGGCUCAGCCCCAUUCCCUGUGGGGUAGCUGAUGCCAUAUAUGGGACUCUGCGUAUACUUCGCUGCCCUGGAGAACCACUUGGGAUUGAGUGGCACCUCCUAUGUGGGGAGCUACUUAGAGCUUGUGAAACUGAAGGUGGUCCCCUACAGGAGGAGCAACUCUUGGGGUGUCUGAUAAGGAAAAGCAGCUGGAGCCUCAUUGCUAUAUAUGGCAAUAUUUAUGCAGAACAGGUGAAGGAAAAAACAUUGGGCUCUAAAACCUUGGGAAAAGUUCCAUCUGAACAUCUGGAUCCUGAGAAGGCAAUGCUGACCCUGUUCUCCAAUCCUAAUCCAACCCAAGCCUGGAAGAUGGCCUAUUUUUAUUGCUUGAGUAGCCACAAACACUUCCUGGAGCAGAUCGUGGUGACAGCAUUGGCGUUAUUGAAGGAAGAAGACUUUUCAGGUCUGAGUUGCUUGCUGGAUAGAGAAUUCAGACCUCUUAGUCAACUACUCAUACUUCUAGGAUGGACUCAUUGCCAGAGCCUGCAGUCAGCCAAGUUGUUGCUGCAAACUCUUCACAGGACUGAGCAGAAUCAAGAGUGUGACAAACUCCUCAGAGAUGCCUGUGAUGGUUUAUCAGCACACGUCGAGGUCUUAGAGUGGUGUCUGCAGCAAAGCAGCCUUUCCAUAACAGAGAGAGAUAUCCUGCAUCACUUACAUAGUGGAGGCAGCCAUUCGGUGCUCUACUCCCUUCAUCACCUCACAAACCUUCCUGCUCUUAAGGAGAAAGAUGUUCUUGAGCUACUGCAGAAAAUGCUUAUCAAGGAUCCACAACAGGAUCAGUCUGAUGUCUCAGUCUCCAACCAUCUCAACCAAUGUCAGAACCUGACACUCUUCCAGGGGUUCUGUGCCAUGAAGUAUGCGAUCUAUGCCCUCUGUGUGAAUUCUCACCAGCGCUCUCAGUGCCAGGUCUGCAAAGAAGGAGUCUCUGAGAAUCUGGAAACUAACCAGGCGACAAUAAAGGAUUCUUCUUCCCCAGGUGUCUCAAAUCUCUUCUCAACAUACCUGGCCAAGUGUCAACAUUACCUAUGCAGUGUUCCCAAUUUUCUCCGGCUAGAACUUCUGGAAAAUAUUUUCUCUUUGCUCCUCAUCACCUCUAGUGACCUUCAUCCAGACCCUGUGCUGCCUGAAGACUAUGCUGAGGAGGAUGACCUUGGUGGGAAAAGUCCUCCAGACCAAGGAUGGUCUCCUGAGAACACCCAGCAUGUACCCCAGCCUGAGAGAAAGCCAGAAGGGACUGUCCUCGAAGGGCUCAGAGACCUCCCUCACACCUCCCCAAGCUGUCUGAUUGCAGAAGCAAGAGCCAAGAACCAAGAACUAAGCUUUCUGGAUCUGAAACACUUUACUAGUGGUAGCAGUGGGUUUUUAGCUGACGAAUUAGCAAUGGAGUCUUUUCUCAAGCUUCUUCAAGAGCAACUAGAGGAAAUCCUCAAUUCUCAGCCCAGUGAGGACCUAAAACUGGUAGAGAAUUCAAGCAGCUCGGGAAGCAGGGACGGACUGCAGUACCGACUACACCAGCUCUCCAAAGUUCUCUCUGAGGCACAGUGGCGUUAUAAGGUGGUGAUCAGCAACCAGAGUACAGAGGAGCAGCUGACAGCCUCCCAGAAGUGCCACACCCUUGCCACACGUCACUCCAGUCUCCGCCGGGCUCACCGAGCAAGAAAGAAUAAGUCAGAUGGUCGGGACAGAGUCUCCAGCCUGUCAUUGGAAAGUACAAGUAGUGAAUUAAGCACAAGUACCUCAGAGGGAAGUCUGAGUACUAUGUCUGGGCGCAGUGAACUAGAGGUCCAGCUCCAACCCCAAUCACAAAAUGCACUUAUCCCUAUGAUGCUGUCUCAGCCUGAGUCGCUUCUUGCCUCUUGUAUUCUUCGAGGGAACUUUGUGGAAGCACAUCAGGUUGUGUUCAUGUUUGACCUGAAGUCUUCUCCCAGCUGUGGUGAGCUCAUGUUUAUGGAGUGCUACCAAGAAGUGAUUCAAGAGUUGGCCCAAGUAGAACACAAGAUUGAAAAUACAAUCUCAGAUGGGGUCAGUACCACUGUUCGACGAACCAGCAGUGGCCGCUCAACUCUCCAGGCCAUUGGUAGUGCUGCUGCAGCAGGUAUGGUAUUUUACUCUAUCUCUGAUGUGACUGACAAACUGCUUGGCAUCUCUAGAGACCCCAUCCCCAUCCUCCAAGAGGACUUCUGGAUAAGUAACAUGCAUAUAGAGCCCACUGCUCCCUUGAGGGACAUUCUGGAAGACCUCAGUCCCCCAGCUAUGGCUGCAUUUGACUUAGCCUGUACCCAGUGCCAAUUAUGGAAAACUUGCAAGCAGCUUCUAGAAACAGCCGAACGACGUCUGCACAGCAGCUUCGAGAGCCGUGGUCGAAAGCUGGACUAUGUUCUCCUGAACUCUGAAGGUAUUAGAGGCUUUCCAGUUGUCCUUCAGCAAAUUGGAAAACUUCUCAACUACCCUUUUGUGCCAGUAGGACAAAUUAAAUUUGACAAUGUAGAAGAAAAAGCAGGCAGUCAUCCUCGUUACAGUAUUAGAGAGCUCCUUCAGAUGUGCCUCCCAAACCUGACAGAGGACUGUGUGUCAAACCAAACCACCCUUUACCAGCAGCGAGAGCAAAUUCUCCAGACGCUGAUGCAGGCGCUGCAGCUACCAGAACCAAAGGGAAACCUACUAUCUUCCUUGGUGGCACAGGCAUCUCAAAAAUUACCUGAAAUAGGAGCCCACCCUGUGCAGAUUCAGACACAUCUUCUCAUGAAGAACUUAAACAGUCAGGUCCCAGGAGACAGUGGAACAGUUGACUAUGUGGGUGCCUUCUUCACUUACUCAAAUACUAUGGCUUCUGUGGUCCUUCGAAGCCUGAGUUCUGAGCCUGAUCACGCAGUGAAGGUGAAAGUGGGGAACCCUUUCAUCAUUCUGCAUCAGAGCCCUUCCCAACUUAUGUCCCACCUCCUCCUUGAAAGACAGAUUCCCCCAGACAGGCUGGCAUCUCUUCUGUCUCAAGAACAACUCGGCCUGAGUGUGCCACAGAUCAUCAUCAGCUGCUGUUGUGAGCCCUUUUCCCUUUGUCCUUCUCGGCAGAGCCAACAGACUUGGUCCCUUCUGACCCAUUUGGGUGUAUUAGCACAAUUGCACACCUCCCAUUACCUGACAGACAUUCCACUCCCAAGUCUUGGCCCAACAGAACCAAAAGAGAAACCUAUGUUGGAUCUUCCUUCUCCCUCCUUCUCAGGUGACUCUCCCACUCCUGCUCUCACUGCUUCUGCCUUAGCUUUCCUCAAGUCUCACUCAAAACUGCUGACAAUUCUGGCAUGCUUAGGGGCUACUCUGGGGUCACAAGUCUCUAAGCCCAGUCUGUCUUGGAAGGAACUAUGUGGUCGGAGAGAGGCUCCUUUGGCCCCAGAACAGGUAGCCCGGGAAUGUGAGAUCCUCCUGAAUGAAGUCCCUAUGUUAGAAACCUUCCUCACAGCUGCCUGGGAGCCUCUCCGGGGCACCUGUGAGGAGGAACAGAGUUUGGCAGGUGGAUUGUGUGGCCACACUUGUGUCUCUGCUGUUCUCCUGGGCUUGCACUCUCCUGUUGCUAUGGAUGUGCUGAAAAAAGCCUUUGAAGAAGCACUAAUAGCCAGGGACUGGGCCAGAGCUCUUCAACUCAUGGACUUGUAUGGACAAGACAUGGAGGAACUAAGCAGCAUAAAGGAUGUAGUUCUGAGCUGUGCCACAGUGAAUGAUAAGGAUGGCUGGCAGUAUCUUUUUUCGGUAAAGGAUGCAAUUCUGAGAAGCAAAAUGGCCCUUUGGUUAGUGGAGAAGUGGCCCCUAGAACCUUGCCUAGAAAUUCUGGCAUUUUGCAUUUCGGAACCAGCCAUUCCAGAAGAAUUGGUAUCAGAGCUGCAUACAAAGGUGAAGGAACUCCAAGUUUACCAGAAGAUUCUGGACUUGCAGUCCACUCUAUUGUGGCCUGAUUGGCAGACAUUGAAGAGGUGUUGUGCCGACAACCCAACAGUGGUCAUGGACCUGAUUCUGGAGGCAAAGGAAUAUGAGCUGUGUGAGAAGUGGGGCAACCUUUAUCCUAUUCCAAGAGAACACUUAAUAAGCUUGAACCAAAAACAUCUCCUCUACCUUCUAGACAGUGGAGAUCAUGAAAAGGCCCUUCAGCUGCUUCAGAGAAUCUCUGACCCCACUAUGCGUCUUGAUGUCACGGAACGUUCCCUUGACCAGCAUCCUGGCCUAGCUGCCUCUCACUUCUUAGCCAACUACCUCACCACUCACUUCUACAAGGAACUGACAGCUACUCGACACUAUGAGAUCCAAGCUCUAUACGUGGGGUCCAAGGUUUUGCUGACUCUGCCUGAGUCACACCGGGCCAGCUACUCCCACCUGUCCUCCAGCCCUUUACUCAUGCUGGAGCAGCUGUUGAUGAAUAUGAAAGUGGACUGGGCUACUGUGGCUCUGCAGACUCUACACCACCUGCUGGCUGGGCAAGAAAUUGGCUUUACCAUGGAGGAUAUUGAUGCAUUGCUUUCCAGAUAUGCAGGGAAAGCACUCGACUUCCCAUAUUCAUUGAAAGAAAAACGAUCAGAUUCUGUAAUUCACCCCCAAGAGAUUUUUAAUCAGGUAUCAGAGUCUGAGACCUUGUCUAGAUCAGCAUCAGUUGAGUUAUCUGCUACUACUUUUCCUGGAGUUUCCUUUGCACAAUCUUCAAGCUUAAAGGAGAGAAGCUUCCCACACAAUGAUCCUUUGGAAUUUGUGCCUCCGGAAAAACCCCCAGCUAGGCAGCAGUGGGUACCAGAUGAAAUGGAAAUCACCUGUAUGGUGUGUAGAAGUGAACGUUUUACCAUGUUUAACCGCCGUCAUCACUGCCGUCGCUGUGGUAGGCUGGUGUGUGGCUCUUGUUCCACCAAGAAAAUGGAUGUGGAGGACAGCAGAGAGAACCCAGCUCGGGUGUGUGACCAGUGCUACAACCACUACAACAAACAUUCGCCAGAGGACAGUAUGGGACAUUCAGAAGCCUCAGAGAGCAUCUCAGUGGAGAGCCCCUCAUACUUGGCUGUGGUACGAGUCCCCAAAGCAGCUCAGCUGGAGUGGACUCUAGAUCUGAAUGAGGAAGAAAAUAAUCUGGUGCGGAGCGAGUUUUACUAUGAACAGGCCCCUAGUGCUUCCUUGUGCAUUGCCAUCCUGAACCUGCACCGUGAUCCCAUUGCCUGUGGUCAUCAGUUAAUUGAUCACUGCUGCCGACUGUCCCGGGGCCUGACCAACCCCGAGGUGGAUGCUGGACUACUCACAGAUAUUAUGAAACAGCUACUCUUCAGCGCCAAGAUGAUGUUUGUCAGAGCUGGUCAGAGCCAAGACUUAGCACUGUGUGACAGCUACAUCAGCAAAGUAGACGUACUAAAUAUUUUAGUUGCUGCUGCCUAUCGACAUGUACCAUCUCUGGAUCAGAUCCUACAUCCAGCUGCAGUAACAAGAUUAAGAAACCAACUUUUGGAAGCUGAAUACUAUCAGCUGGGUGUGGAGGUGUCCACAAAAACUGGACUAGAUCUCACUGGUGCAUGGCACGCUUGGGGUAUGGCUUGCUUGAAAGCUGGGAACCUGACAGCAGCACGUGAGAAGUUUAGUCGAUGUCUCAAGCCACCCCUUGACCUCAAUCAGCUAACUCAUGGCUCAAGGCUGGUACAGGAUGUAAUUGAAUAUCUGGAGUCCACAGCAAAGCCUAUCCUGUCAGUGCAGGAUGAUGAUUAUUUUGCUACUUUGAAGGAACUAGAAGCCACUCUUCGAACUAAGAGCCUCUCUCUAGAAAUGAUUCCAGAGGGGAAGUCUAUGCACAAUACUUACUACCAGGAGUGCCUCUUCUACUUACAUCACUACAGCACCCAUCUGGCCAUCAUUAGCUUCUACAUGAGACACAACUGCAUGAGAGAAGCUUUACAGCAUCUCCAGAAGAAGGAAAGUCCUCCAGAAGUCUUUAUUGAAGGCAUCUUCCAACCAAGCUAUACAAGUGGGAAGUUACACAUUUUGGAAAAUUUGCUAGAAGACAUUGAUCCGACUUUGGAGAGCUGGGGAAAGUACUUGAUUGCUGCCUGCCAGCACUUACAGAAAAAAAACUACUACCACCUUCUCUAUGAACUGCAGCAGUUCAUGAAGGACCAAGUCCGUGCUGCCAUGACCUGUAUCCGAUUCUUUUGUCACAAGGCAAAGACAUAUGCAGAACUGGGAGAGAAACUUACAUGGUUGCUUAAGGCUAAGGAUCAUCUAAAGAUCUAUCUACAGGAGACAUCCAGAAGCACAGGGAAGAAGAAACUCACUUUUUUCCGGAAAAAGAUGAAUUCAGCUGAUGUAUCAAGGCACAUGAAUACUGUUGGCCUGCAACUGGAAGUUACCAGGUUUCUACAUCGAUGUGAGAGUGCUGGGACUUCCCAGAUUACAGCCCUGCCCCUGCCAACCCUGUUUGGAAACAAUCACAUGAAAAUGGAUGUUGCCUGCAAGGUAAUGCUAGGAGGGAAGAAUGUGGAAGAUGGUUUUGGGAUAGCAUUUCGUGUCCUACAGGACUUCAAGCUGGAUGCUCCUGCUACUUACUGUAAAGUCGCCCAGCAACUGGUGAAAAGAGAAAAAUAUAGUGAGAUACGCCAACUACUCAAGUGUGUGAAUGAGUCUGGUGUGGCAGCCAAGAGUGAUGGUGAUACUAUCCUUCUUAGUUGCCUGGAGAAAUUUGGGAGUAUCCCAUCCCAGGAGUUAGAUGGUCUAAUCCAAGCAAUACACAGUGAUGACAACAAGGUUCUGGCCUAUCUGAUGUGCAGCAAGCUGCGUUCUGCUUACCUGAUAGCAGUGAAGCAAGAGUACUCCCGGGCCAUGGACCUCGUCCGGCAGGUGCAGCAGGCCGCACAGAGCAGCGGGGAUAAAGUGGUCCAGGAGAUCUGUGGCCAGUGGCUUCUCAACUCCCGCACAAGGUGUCCCCAUGGCUUCAGUUCCAGGAAGUGACUGCUGGGCAGCUCAGAAACUCAGUAGCGAAGAACAGGAGUCAUGCUUUGUUCAUAUUCCCAAAUGUCAAUUUGGGAAUUCCCAAUUGUCAAUUCCCAAAAUGGGGGCACUGUCCCCAGUUUUAAAUGAGUGGAAUUGAAAGCCUGCUCGCCCUCUUUACAAAGGACAGGUCUCUUCACACAAGUGCCAUGUGUCUGUGGGUGUGGGUGUCCUGACAGCCACUUCUUUCUACCUCACAUUUUGUGUGUGUGUGUGUGUGUGUGUGUGUGUACAUGUGCGCGUGCCUAGGCUUUUUUGAACAAACUAAACUCUCUUCCAGUGAGAAGAGGCACUUUAAUUUUUGCCUUUUUGCCCUUGAAACUCUCCUUGUGUACUUUAGUUCUUAACUUAGUACAUUCUGUUUGUACACAGUCUCCCCAGUGCAGAAAUUUUUUGUAUUGUCUCAACUACAAUGAUUUUACAGAGGAUUACAAAGCACUGCAAGAAAGUUUACUCUGUUUCCCUUCCAAUCCUUCUAUAAAAUUCAGAGACUUAUUUUUGAGGAUCAUGUUUAUUGUGAAAUGAAAUUGAUUUUUCCCCAUAGAAUGCUUUUCUCCCAUGAGCACAAGUUAACAUAAAACUUUGGAAGUUCAUGAAGUAGGAAAUGGGUUCUCAUGGUUUUUAGAAAUGAGAAUUGUGGCAGGGAAUGUCAGUAUCCAGAUGCCACUUAUCUGUCUAACAGUCCAUGAUGUGGGCAGAAAGUACAUAUCACUGCUAAGCCAGCAUACUAGAAAGGAAACAAACUCUUUUUAUAAGAUGUAGUGCUAAGUUUAAAAGCACAGUACUGCCUUUUACCAAUUGGGGAUUACCAGUUCUAAGGGAAAAAGGAAUACAUAGGCCUUUGUGUGUAAAAUAUCUUUACAGCAAGGAUGAUUGGUUAAGAGAUCACCAUCCCCCUCUUAGAAUAGAAGAAGUAAAACAACAGCCUAGAUUUGAACAUCUACUCUAACUAAAUAGAAUAACUUUUCAUUGCUGAUGCCAGAAAAUGCAGUUUUGCCUCUUCAAAUAGGCUUGGGAAGCUAUGUGGACUGAGGCCUCCCUUUUUCCUCCUGUUUCCCCGGCAUCUCUUCAAGAUCAAGGUCUGGGGUACUCUAAACAUUACAGAGAUUGCCUGUAUCUUCUCUAUAUUAUAACAGUGAAAAUACUCAAGGACUUGUAAACAAAAGAAUUUAUUUCUUUUUGAGCCUAUGGGGAAAAAGAAAAAGGAGAAAGAAAAGGGAAAAGAUAGGGGAAAAUCACUUAGUACAAAGCUGCUGCUCUUUUGAUAGAUUCCAAACAAAAAUGUGGCUGCUGUAAAUAGAGCUAUGGUACUUACUGACUUGAGUCUAAAAAUGGCUUAUCAGUCAAGACUAUCCAUCUUUCAGCUCCUAGAGAGGCUUCUUGCAAUUUGGAACUUAAUCUAAUCAUCUCAUUUGAUGCAGAGUUCAAUGCAGGGGAUCCUCCACACUCAUGUGGAUGUAGUGCUUGGAGGAUCUAUUUGUUUCCUUCUAUCUAGUGAGAAGUCCAGAGGAAAUGUUGGAUCCUCUUUGGGAAAAGCUUAAAGUGUAUAAGCAGCUUUUCCUUCCUUUUGUCAAAGAGUGAACUCUUUCCAUGGGGCCAGUGGUAUAUCUCUAGAGAUAUUUCUGUCUCCUUCAAAUUCUUUCCUCUUUGCACUGAGCCAUAUGCACUUUAUACUAAUGGGUUACAAAUUUUUCAGUCCAAUUCUGGGUUUUAAACUCACAGUGUUGCCCUCUCAUGAUUUAAAGCAGAUGGUGGGUGGUCCGAUAUGUAAAGAUUUUUGAGCAUGAUGCUGGGAUCUCUAAUGAGAAAAUAUGUUCUCGGGUAUUGUGUUUUUACAAACUAAUCAUAAUAAAGUGUCUGUCCUACAAA
Sarcophilus harrisii (Tasmanian devil) is the source of this 9657-nucleotide messenger RNA. RefSeq names its product zinc finger FYVE-type containing 26 (gene ZFYVE26). The record is from RefSeq and is a predicted model, not a curated record. Gene Ontology annotation, biological process: mitotic cytokinesis; double-strand break repair via homologous recombination; regulation of cytokinesis. Gene Ontology annotation, cellular component: centrosome; lysosomal membrane; midbody. The transcript has 42 exons. The coding region runs from base 142 to 7749 and encodes 2535 amino acids. Gene Ontology annotation, molecular function: metal ion binding; phosphatidylinositol-3-phosphate binding. NCBI's taxonomy places the organism in Eukaryota, Metazoa, Chordata, Mammalia, Dasyuromorphia, Dasyuridae.